Molecule: messenger RNA, 5556 nt
Organism: Ochotona curzoniae (black-lipped pika)
Lineage: Eukaryota; Metazoa; Chordata; Mammalia; Lagomorpha; Ochotonidae
Gene: KIF3B
Product: kinesin family member 3B
Exons: 9
Coding region: 155-2401 (748 amino acids)
Biological process (GO): microtubule-based movement
Molecular function (GO): ATP binding; microtubule binding; microtubule motor activity
Source: RefSeq, a predicted model, not a curated record
GUCUCUCCCCAUCCGGGGCAGUGAGGAAUGGCUGAGCCCGGGGUUCGCCGCCGCCGCCGCGGCCCCCGCCCGCUUUCGGCUCCGGCUGCAGGUCCUUAGCAUCCGAGACGUCUUGGAUUCGUAGCCCUCGACAUUGCCCCAGUCAGAAGUCAUCAUGUCAAAGUUAAAAAGCUCCGAGUCGGUCAGGGUGGUGGUUCGCUGCCGACCCAUGAAUGGUAAGGAAAAGGCGGCUUGCUACGACAAGGUGGUGGAUGUGGAUGUGAAGCUGGGACAAGUGUCGGUGAAGAACCCCAAAGGAGUGGCUCAUGAACUGCCCAAAACCUUCACUUUUGACGCUGUCUACGACUGGAACGCCAAGCAGUUUGAACUCUAUGAUGAGACGUUCCGGCCGCUCGUGGACUCGGUCCUGCAAGGCUUCAAUGGGACAAUUUUUGCCUAUGGCCAAACCGGAACUGGGAAAACUUAUACAAUGGAAGGCGUCCGUGGCGACCCAGAGAAAAGAGGCGUCAUCCCUAACUCAUUUGACCACAUCUUCACCCACAUCUCUCGAUCACAGAAUCAGCAGUACCUGGUCAGGGCUUCUUACCUAGAGAUCUACCAAGAAGAAAUCCGAGAUCUGCUCUCCAAGGACCAGACCAAGAGACUGGAGCUCAAAGAGAGGCCUGACACGGGCGUGUACGUGAAGGACCUGUCGUCCUUCGUGACCAAGAGCGUGAAGGAGAUCGAGCAUGUGAUGAACGUGGGGAACCAGAACCGGUCUGUCGGUGCCACCAACAUGAACGAGCACAGCUCCCGUUCACACGCCAUCUUCGUCAUCACCAUCGAGUGCAGCGAGGUGGGCCUUGAUGGUGAAAACCACAUCCGGGUAGGGAAGUUGAACCUUGUGGAUCUCGCUGGCAGCGAGCGGCAAGCCAAGACCGGCGCUCAGGGGGAAAGACUGAAGGAGGCAACCAAGAUCAACCUCUCCCUCUCGGCCCUGGGGAAUGUCAUCUCAGCCCUGGUGGACGGCAAAAGCACCCACAUUCCAUAUCGGGACUCAAAGCUCACCAGACUCCUCCAGGAUUCCCUUGGUGGCAAUGCCAAGACGGUGAUGGUGGCCAACGUGGGGCCCGCCUCUUACAACGUAGAGGAGACUCUGACCACUCUGAGAUAUGCCAACCGUGCCAAAAACAUUAAGAAUAAGCCAAGGGUCAACGAAGACCCUAAGGAUGCUCUCCUGCGGGAAUUCCAGGAAGAGAUUGCUCGGCUCAAGGCCCAGCUGGAAAAACGAUCCAUUGGCAGGAGGAAGAGGCGAGAGAAGCGGAGGGAAGGUGGUGGUGGGGGCGGGGGUGGGGAAGAGGAGGAGGAGGAGGGCGAAGAGGGUGAGGAGGAAGGGGAUGAUAAGGAUGAUUACUGGCGGGAACAACAAGAAAAACUGGAGAUUGAGAAGCGGGCUAUUGUAGAGGACCACAGCUUGGUUGCAGAGGAGAAGAUGAGGCUGCUGAAGGAAAAGGAGAAAAAGAUGGAAGACCUGCGGCGGGAGAAGGACGCAGCUGAGAUGCUGGGUGCCAAAAUCAAGGCCAUGGAGAGUAAGCUGCUUGUUGGAGGAAAAAAUAUAGUAGAUCACACAAACGAACAGCAGAAAAUUCUGGAGCAGAAGCGACAGGAAAUUGCUGAGCAGAAACGCCGGGAAAGAGAAAUCCAGCAACAGAUGGAAAGUCGAGAUGAGGAAACUUUGGAACUAAAAGAGACGUACAGCUCAUUGCAGCAGGAGGUGGACAUCAAGACCAAAAAACUCAAAAAGCUCUUCUCCAAGCUUCAGGCCGUGAAGGCCGAAAUCCACGACCUGCAGGAGGAGCACAUCAAGGAACGCCAGGAGCUGGAGCAGACACAGAACGAGCUCACCAGGGAGCUGAAGCUCAAGCAUCUUAUUAUAGAAAACUUUAUCCCUCUGGAAGAAAAAAGCAAAAUUAUGAAUAGAUCCUUCUUUGACGAAGAGGAAGAUCAUUGGAAAUUACAUCCAAUAACCAGACUGGAGAAUCAGCAGAUGAUGAAGCGACCAGUCUCUGCCGUGGGAUACAAGAGACCCUUGAGCCAACAUGCAAGAAUGUCCAUGAUGAUUCGACCAGAAGCCCGAUACCGGGCAGAAAACAUUGUGCUGCUAGAGCUGGACAUGCCCAGCCGGACCACCAGAGACUACGAGGGCCCGGCCAUUGCCCCCAAGGUCCAGGCGGCGCUGGAUGCGGCUCUGCAGGAUGAAGAUGAAAUCCAGGUGGAUGCUUCAUCCUUUGAAAGCACUGUGAGCAGGAAAUCCAAGGCCAGGCCUAAGAGCGGAAGGAAGUCGGGAUCCUCCUCCUCCUCUUCCUCAGGAACCCCUGCAUCCCAGCUUUACCCACAGUCUCGGGGGCUGGUCCCAAAGUAGAGGCUGGCACUGCCUCUCCCAGGGUGCAAAAGGCUUUGCCUUCCGCGAGCAGAGACCAGCGUGAAGCGGCAAGGAGGACUGGAGCCCUGGCUCCACACCGUUUCCCUGAGGAGACGCCAUGGCCUUGGAGUCACCAGCCUGAUCUGGUAGAACAUGCUGCUCUUGACAUGGUGGCAGCGCCUCUGGGCAGCAACUUUAAUUAGCAUCUCAGAAAUGCAUGGGUAAGGUCUAGCGCGAUCAUCCAAGCGGAGAGCAAGAGAAUGACCAGUGACCUUGCUUCUCCUCUCCCUUCUCCCCGCCCCCACCCCAUCACUAUCCUCUCUCCUUUUUCAGCCUGUUCUUUUUACUGGGCUCCCUUCUUGUUGAACAAUAGGGCAGUCACCCCAGCAGGACCCUUUGGAGCCUCAGGAUAGAAUUGACAGUGAGGUUGCAAAAUGAAAGCUUGGAGAACUUGAACAGGGCCCAUGCUUUAGAAAAACCAAGAAAAAUCACAUUUGCACCCAUGCCCUGUGUGUGUGUGUGGUGGGGGGGGGGUCCUGAGCCAUCUAGUUCUUCCCUGCACCCCAGUUAGAAGUGGCUUUGCCUUUGGGAUGUCCUGCGUGAGGCGCUCUCUUCUACUUCCCGCUUCUGACAGAUUCCAUGUCAGUAGCAAUCGAAGCACCAUUCCCUUUGUCUCUGCCAAGAGCGUAGGGAAACAGCUUCUUUAAAACCUCAAGUCUGGGACCAUCCCAUCUGAGACUGAAGUCUGUAGCUGGUACCAUGUCCAUACACCGCGUCACUCUAUAGUCUUGUUUUGUCACCUCUGUUGCCCAGACACGCAUGCUCUCUGCGUCUGUGCAGGGGUCCUCCACUUCCAAGGCAUGCUCUGCAUUGGGAGUGCUUUGUGGGAGAAGGGAGGCUGGUUCUGCCUUCUCUGAUGGACUAGAGGUGGGGACUGAAACAUGGGGUGCACUUUGGCAUUCCCCACUUUGUUGCCUGUUGGCAGGGAGCAGAAGUAACUAGGUAGUCACAGAAAAGCCAGGGGAGUCAGUACAGUGGAAAGGGCAGGUCCAGCCAACGGAUGGCAAGGAAUCCUGCCAACCUUGUGCAGAAUGCUGCGAGUCCUGAGCUGGGGCUGUCUGCAGGGGGAGCCCCAAAUGCUGGCCAGGAGCAGCUGUGGACUCAAACAGGCUCAAAGAAGAGAGUUCCGAAUUCCCAUCUACAUAGACUAGUUUGGUUUGAAAGUUUGCGUUUUUGUAUUACUGAGAUUCAAAGCUUCAUGUUAUGUUGGUCAUUAGGUGAAUGUUCCUUAUUUUUCCCCCAGGAGAAGCUCAUCAAUGUGUGUGGGCGUGCAAAGCACUAGUGCCUGUGUCCUGUGAGUGUGGCUGCGCGUGUGUCUGUAAGAGAGCAAGGAAGGUGGAGAACUUGCCCCAUUUCAGAAAUCCCCUGAUGUGUAGUUGUUGCCUUUGUCUUUGCUAAAGGGCCAUUGAAUGACUAAGCUGGCUGGGAGCGCUCCCACCAGGGUGUCUGAGUCUGGGAGCCACACCUGAGGGGACAGUAAUAGUCCCUAGGUCGGCCACACUGGUGCACCUUGCUGGCACGGUGCCUCAGGGAGGUGGUGACUCAGGUGGGCCGGAGUUAGAGUUUAACUGAGCUGCUCGGUUCCCAGGGCACAUUUCUGGAUCAGAAUCCAUGAGAAAAAGAGGAGGUACCAAGUGCAGUGUCAGCAUUCUGUCAAACAUCUGUCACCCAGUAGCCCAUCUUGUUUGCAGUCACCAUUUUUCUGAACCAGGGUCCUUGGCAACAGUCCCCAUAGCUUCCAGAAUCUUCCCUCCCUUUUCUUGGGCUCUAACCCAGUCUCUGUUAUUCACUGAACACAUGUCUGACUCGGUGGCAGAUGAAGGGGUGUGCAACCCCAGCUGGCCAGUUGCUGAUGACGUGUGUGUGACGUCACCUUUCCCCAAAGCUAAUCUGAACUCUGUAAGCUGGAACAUGCCCAUGUCACAGAGCUCAGCACGGAAGACUGCGGAUUACACUCACCCUUCAUACUGAUGCUCUUCUGACCAAGGCUGGUUAAGUGACACAGGGAACUUUUCUGAGAAAGCCAAGAAGAAAACCAGAUUACUAAUGCGGUUGACUGAAACAAGCUUGCCUUGUACAAGCUGGAGUUCACGGGCUAGUCUGUAAAACCCUUCCUUGGAAAUGAAGCUACCUGCCCCUUGCUGGGAAGCUUUUGGUGCUUUUCUGCUCUCAGAAUGGAGCCCCUAGAAAUUUGAAUAGAGCAGAUGGUGGAGUGUCUUACUGCCAUCACAGGCUGCUGCUUUGGGCUCUAGACGGAGCCAAGUGGUUAUAGGACCUACCAAGCCCACCAGAGGACUAGGUCUUUAGAUCUCUAGUCCUGCUAGGAUGGUCCAGGCCAUCUGAGGGCUCUUUUGUCAGUAGCAUCAGCAGCCAGUGAGGUGUGGAAACAGGUCUUUACCCGGAUCUGGGGUGACCUCUGAGAGGCAGAGGUGGUGACCACACGCGGCCCCCAUCAGAUCCCUCCUUCCCUGAUUUGUUGAAUGUGUCCAGCUUCCUGUUUUUAAAGUCCUCCUAGGCCCCUGGAUUCAGAACCCAAGGCCUCAACUCACAGGCAUGAAGCACUUUCUAAAGACUGUGACUCAACGCUGGACUGUCCCACCUUUGGCCUGCAUGCUACCUGAGUGUCCCACCCACCCCACCAGGACCAAGGGCAUUGGAGGGUGCUGCAGCCCAGGCAUGGGUGGCUCUCUGCUUUUCCUGUCUUGUAAAGUCCUCUCUCGCCGAAUGUAGAAUUGUUGCCAAGUUCCUGAGAAGUGUCGAGUCGCGGUUAACAUGGGGGAUCAGUUCUGCCUCGUGUCUGCCCCCUGAACUCAGUGUGCUGUGCACCACCACACCUUGGGCUGUCUUAACAUCAUCCGUGGACAAAGGUGGGGCUAGUAAUAGACUCUAAAAGCCAUACGAAAAUACUGUGGGGGCACGAGCUAAGAAUAAGGGGCCAGGCUAUUAUCUGUCCUGCAGGGCUUCCUCCCCGCCCUUGUUUCUUGAAGAAAAUGCUGUAGCAGUUAUUUCUGAAAGGAGUGAUCUCGGGCAAGCAAGGAGGCGUGUGGGCAGCACGGCUCCUUGGAGUUCAUGUGGAUCUUAACCUUCUCUUUGGC